AUGUCUGGCUUAAUAGCCGCUUAUACAACCGUGCACGAGCUCGAACAAUUGUCGUCGGGUCUUCCAAAAUGCCCAUACACUAUCAUCAACGUUCAAAAAAUGUUCGUCUGUGCUCUAUGCGCUAAAGAAUAUAAAAGCAAGUCUGGCUUAAUUAAGCACGAGAAGAGGCAUGCGGGCGUUGGCAAGCAUAAAUGUCUUCAAUGUGGCAAGAGAUUUAAAACGCAAAAAGACAUGCAAGAUCACUCAAGGCUAGAGGAUUCUGAUGGGAAAUAUGAGUGUGACACCUGCGGGUCAAAGUACAAGAAGAAAUCGGACCUAACGGAGCAUGUGAGAAAACAAAGUGGAGAGAAACCUGAAAGAUGCAUCGAAUGUGGGAAGUGUUUCCGGUUCAAGAACAAUCUCCGUAGACAUUUAAAGACACAUGCAAAAGGACCGCAGGCUGGUACAAGUGGCAUGUAA
This is a messenger RNA of Mercenaria mercenaria, 459 nucleotides long. Its product is annotated as zinc finger protein 22-like. The record is from RefSeq and is a predicted model, not a curated record. The coding region runs from base 1 to 459 and encodes 152 amino acids. The transcript has 3 exons. NCBI's taxonomy places the organism in Eukaryota, Metazoa, Mollusca, Bivalvia, Venerida, Veneridae.